AUGGUGGACCCAUCUGCAGAGAGUGCAUUUCUCCAGAGUGCCAGAGCUUUCAUUGUGCUUUUUCAAGGACGUUUCCAGGUUCAGGCUGUUUUAUGCAGAUGGAAAGUUCUCUUUGCUUUGCAGAUGGACCUGAACAGGGACUAUUAUGAGUGUUUUUGUGUGGGUUAGCCAUUUUUAUAUAAACUAGCCUUCUAGUCAGGGGUUAAAGUUAUUUUUAUUUAUUAUUGUUUUUAUUACAUUUUUUCAUUUUUGUUGAUAAGGACUGUAAUUGGUCAAACUCUCAGUUUAAUCCAUGCAGAAAAUGAUCCUCUUUCCAUAAAAGCAUGAUGGUCAUUAUUUUUUUUACAUGAAAGUGGAGGUUAACUUGGCCCCGAAGACAAUCGAUCUGAAAUCGACUUAAGUUUCAGUCAUGUUUUUUGUUGUUGCUUUAACCCCUCCUUCUAGUGCAUGGCUCCCCAACUGGCGGCCCGUGGGCCGUAUAUAGAGUUGAUGAUUGCCUCACCGGUUAGACCUAGGUGUUAGGGUUGAGAUAAGCUACAGCACCAAAUGAAAAUGUGGCCCAUAGGCUGUUCGUUUCCAUGUCUAUAUUAGCUGGAUAAUCCCGCUGUUGGAGCCACUUGAACAUGAUGAUGGUAAAAUAAGGAAUCACAUUCUUCCGAGGAAAUGAUCGUGCCCAGAGGCCGAUCAUGGAUGUUUAGGAAAGAGCUGGCAUUGUUUGUUUGGUAGUGAGACUGGCUGCUCCCUGGCCCUGCCUCUUGUGUUGGGGCAGAGACAGAGUGCGAUUGCUUUGCAGCAUGUGGAGUGGACAGGCCUGGCUGCUGCCUCUGCUCUGUUCUCAUAAAAAGUUCAGCUGUUGUGGUGAGAUUGAUCUUUGUAAUCCCCACUGUUAUGUAUCCACUGGGGGCUGAGGUGUCAAGAAUCCUCACUGAUGGCUUUCGUUGGUCUCUCCCUGCGCCUCCACAUUCUGCUGUCUUUUUAGGAAUGCCUUUGGAUUACCAGUGCUGCAUAUUUAUUUUCAACACGCCAAUGUCCAAUACACACAACCACUUAGGACUACUUCCACACUACAUCCUUGAGAUCUAAUAAGAAGUAUGUAGGCUACUUGUUGUAUGUCAAGCGUUGACUUGGCCUUAUUUCUAGAUGCAGCGUUUCUGUGAUUGUGGCAUUUCUAUAGCAUAGGCCUAGUUCUCCUCUACCUUUAGGGAGUGAUAUUGUGUUCUUAUGUUCCUCUGUAGGUCACACUUCUCCUCUUUCAGUUUUGACCUGUGAUUCAGGGAAGAAAAGAAAGAAAGACUGAGGCACACAUGGCCUUAUGGGAGAAUUAGGCUAUGACUUGUGGCUUUACAUCUAAAGCUUCUUCUCCCUUUAUUUCUUCACAAGUACCUGUAUGAUUGCAGUCUUCUCAGUGUCUCCCUCACUGUCUAACAUGUGCACCACACUACAAAGACAAAUGGUAUGUGUUUGUGGAAUCCAGAUUUUAUGCCGCAAUAAAAUCGUGGUCUAAAAAAGGUUAUGUUGGACAUUGAAGCCUAUGUAUGGGGAGGAUAGAAACUAAAGUUUGACGUUUUAAAUUUGUAGGUCAUCUGUUAAUUUGCCUUGCAGCCCUUUUGUAGUCAAGAAUGAGGAGUCGUGUUCUAAGGAUGUGUAGACAGACGGGCAGUACGUUGUGAUUAGUCUGGGUUUUUACCCUGUUCAGGGGAGGAAGUCGUCAUUAGCAGCAACAAGCAGCAGACUGUCUGGCUGGCUCCACCAUGUUAAAAUCUGAUGUCCAUGCUAGUUUCACAUCUCCAACAUGGCCUAUGAUUAGAAGGUCACAGGUAUGGACCUAAGGGGAUUGAAGCACGUGGUUAUACCCCAGAGAAAGUUAGAGCAUUUUUUGCCAACUUUUUAUGUAAAACACAAAUAAAACAUUGCUGACUAGGCUAAUUGUUUGCUUAUGGGCAAUACCACAGUAACGGAAUUAUGCUUUUACUCAGAUUUUUGUAUGCCAAGCAAAAAACAUUGAUUUCAAAGUUUAACAAACCAUACAACUCUAUGCACAAGGACUGCUUUGAACAAUUUACAAAGACAAUUUCACAAAAACACAUUUACUGGAAGAACUGUGAAGAUGCUAAGUUUGAUAACAUAAUUACGGUAAAAUCUCCCUCUUUUUUUUUUUUAUGCUACCACGUUUUCCAAAAAACUGUUAAAUAUCUGCUCCGAAUUAAGAUUCAAUGAUGUCUGCAGAAAGAAUGGGGUGUCAGCUAUGACAUGACACCUUGAGUUUUAAAACAUUUAUUUUGGUUAUUGAACUACAGUAGGUGAAGUGGAUUUACAUCAGGUAACGGAAAUACGGUAACGGAAUUACAUCAUGGGUCCCUGAUCUGUGCUGUACAGAAAUGCCUAAUUAUGGAUAUGAAUAUCAUUCUCUUAAUGGUGAUGUAUCCUGAAUAGGUACACAAAGGUAGAAAUAUGCAAUAUCCUUUUUUUGCAUAUUUGGGUAUUAUUGUAAUGCGCUCCGCCCCCAAACAAGACGACAUUUGGUUGGUCCGGUAGAUAUGUACAGUACAUUAUACUGUACUACCAGAUGACAAAAUAACUUUUAUGAGUUGAACAUAACAGUAUGGCAGUGGAAGGGAGGACAGUAGCAGGUGACCAACUGGUUUGUGACUACUAUGAUUUCCCAUUGUAGCCAAUUAAAAUGCGUUAAUUCCAUUACCGAUUUUGUUAACAGCAUUACGAGUUUUAAACACUUAAUAAUUCAUGAACAAACUUGAUAUCAUUAACACAAACUAAUUGGUAGGUCUACCUUUACUUGUUACUUCUGUGAACAUUCAUUAUCCUCCCUCUUCAUUAUUGAGAGAAAUGUGAAAAUAUCUUAAAGAUACAGUGGGGAGAACAAGUAUUUGAAACACUGCCGAUUUUGCAGGUUUUCCUACUUACAAAGCAUGUAGAGGUCUGUAAUUUUUAUCAUAGGUACACUUCAACUAUGAGAGACGGAAUCUAAAACAAAAAUCCAGAAAAUCACAUUGUAUGAUUUUUAAGUAAUUAAUUUGCAUUUUAUUGCAUGACAUAAGUAUUUGAUACAUUAGAAAAGCAGAACUUAAUAUUUGGUACAGAAACCUUUGUUUGCAAUUACAGAGAUCAUACGUUUCCUGUAGGUCUUGACCAGGUUUGCACACACUGCAGCAGGGAUUUUGGCCCACUCCUCCAUACAGACCUUCUCCAGAUCCUUCAGGUUUCGGGGCUGUCGCUGGGCAAUACGGACUUUCAGCUCCCUCCAAAGAUUUUCUAUUGGGUUCAGGUCUGGAGACUGGCUAGGCCACUCCAGGACCUUGAGAUGCUUCUUACGGAGCCACUCCUUAGUUGCCCUGGCUGUGUGUUUCGGAUCGUUGUCAUGCUGGAAGACCCAGCCACGACUUAUCUUCAAUGCUCUUACUGAGGGAAGGAGGUUGUUGGCCAAGAUCUCGCGAUACAUGGCCCCAUCCAUCCUCCCCUCAAUACGGUGCAGUCGUCCUGUCCCCUUUGCAGAAAAGCAUCCCAAAGAAUGAUGUUUCCACCUCCAUGCUUCAUGGUUGGGAUGGUGUUCUUGGGGUUAUACUCAUCCUUCUUCUUCCUCCAAACACGGCGAGUGGAGUUUAGACCAAAAAGCUCUAUUUUUGUCUCAUCAGACCACAUGACCUUCUCCCAUUCCUCCUCUGGAUCAUCCAGAUGGUCAUUGGCAAACUUCAGACGGGCCUGGACAUGCGCUGGCUUGAGCAGGCGGACCUUGCGUGCGCUGCAGGAUUUUAAUCCAUGACGGCGUAGUGUGUUACUAAUGGUUUUCUUUGAGACUGUGGUCCCAGCUCUCUUCAGGUCAUUGACCAGGUCCUGCCGUGUAGUUCUGGGCUGAUCCCUCACCUUCCUCAUGAUCAUUGCAACUCCACGAGGUGAGAUCUUGCAUGGAGCCCCAGACCGAGGGUGAUUGACCGUCAUCUUGAACUUCUUCCAUUUUCUAAUAAUUGCGCCAACAGUUGUUGCCUUCUCACCAAGCUGCUUGCCUAUUGUCCUGUAGCCCAUCCCAGCCUUGUGCAGGUCUACAAUUUUAUCCCUGAUGUCCUUACACAGCUCUCUGGUCUAGGCCAUUGUGGAGAGGUUGGAGUCUGUUUGAUUGAGUGUGUGGACAGGUGUCUUUUAUACAGGUAACGAGUUCAAACAGUUGCAGUUAAUACAGGUAAUGAGUGGAGAACAGGAGGGCUUCUUAAAGAAAAACUAACAGGUCUGUGAGAGCUGGAAUUCUUACUGGUUGGUAGGUGAUCAAAUACUUAUAUCAUGCAAUAAAAUGCAAAUUAAUUACUUAAAAAUCAUACAAUGUGAUUUUCUGGAUUUUUGUUUUAGAUUCCGUCUCUCACAGUUGAAGUGUACCUAUGAUAAAAAUUACAGACCUCUACAUGCUUUGUAAGUAGGAAAACCUGCAAAAUCGGCAGUGUAUCAAAUACUUGUUCUCCCCACUGUAUGUGGGUUUUUGGUAACAGAAUUACAAGGCAAUGUUUCUAAAACUUACAGAAGGCAAAUUAUUUCCAAAACAUUUGUUAAUAUUAGUUUGCAGGGGUCUUUACUUCAAUAUUGUAUUUUGAUGUAUUUCUUAUACAUUUGAACACUUUUUCUGGUAGAUGUUAUGAAAGACCCCUUUUCCAUAAAUUUGACCAGAAAUCAAAGCCUUUCCUUAUUCCUCAUUUGUAGGAUGGAAAACUCUUAUCUUUCAUUUGACACCUAACUUGCUACUGUCAGGGUUUCCGUUAGGAAAAUGUGGUGCCGGACAACAUGACCGGAAAGAUUUACCGGCCAUUUGAGAAAUUAACCAGACCCAUAUGCAUUGCUCAGAAUGACAGCAAUCCCAUUUAGAUUAUGGUAAUGCAUUUUAACAGAACGUGCAACUCAUGUUCCAUAUGUGACCGAGAUGAAAAUCUCUGUUAGACAUUUUGAAAGAGGUGGAAUCUAAAGAUGCAACAAUUAGGAUGGGUUGCUGACUAGGAUUGUGCCUUUGGCUUCUGGACAACGAAAUAAAGUUGCUAUGAAAACCAAUAAAACAGGAGAGAAAUGUCAUGGCGGUGGGUCUUAUAGGGAAGUAAAAGGAAAUACAUUUGCCCAAAUUAUAUAAUUACUCCUGUCUAUACAGAAAUAAAUAAAAUUAUUCAAAAUACAUGACUUGGCCACAGAGGAAUCAAGGAUAAUCCGCUUCUUAAUUUUUUUUUGCUGUGGAUCGUUUCAAAUCACAAGCUCGUAGACCUAUGCCUAUUUCUUUAGCCGCCAAUGGAACACGGUAUAUCAGUGUGUCCAUAUGGCAGAGGUUGGUGAUCUCGCAUUAGUUUACUUUUUAACUUUAAGAUUUUUAUAAUUUUAAUUCAAAUGUUUAUGAUUAAGCACGUGACAAUGAUUUUGAGAAACGAAAACAUUAUUAUUGUAAUGAACUGUUCCACAAAAAUGCGCCUAUGAAAAUCAUAACUGGCACACAGAACGUUAGAAAUGGUAGGAUACAAUUGUAAGCAUAAAUGAAAUAAAACAUUCAGCUCACAUUGUAAAGUGGUGGGUGACGCGCUGAUAGCCUGUUGCCUGCACUUGAAUGUUGAAUGGGAGGCGUGCUUCAAUUAACAGUUAAUCAUGCACCAAAACUGUUUUUAACACGCGAUUGCAUUUAGAAUUGUUGUGAUAGUUGUGUUGGAUAAAUAAGAUGCAUGAUGACUAACAAAAAUACACACAAAUAACCUAUAGACUGAUAAGCAUGACUGUCAAAUGUACAUCGACUGGUAUUUCCAUCAAUGAAUUAAAAGCAUUAUCUUGCAAUGGGAUUUGUUUUAUGUUCCUCUAUAGGGUAUUUCCAUCUAAAAGGACCCAUGAGCACCAACAUAUGAGGCAAAAGCCGCCAACUGCCGGCCAACGGAAACCCUGGCUACUAUGAACUUCACAUGUUGGUGCUCAUGGGUCCUUUUAGAUGGAAAUACCCCUUUUUCAACUCUAUUAGGCCAAAUACAGAUCUUUAUGCUCUUUUAAUAAAAGUCAAUUCAAGUGGCAGAGAGUUGACACCAAAGUUCUGUAGCCUAAGUUUUCUAUUACUAUGCCACUCAGACUUAUUCAUAUAUUAAACUGAUGUCGCAUAGUAUUGGAGUAACUGUCCCAGUGAAGCGCUGUAAUGUGGUGGAAACCAAUGAUGGCUCUUAUCUGGUGUCUUGGUGCUUAGUUACCUGGCAUGCUGGUAAACCACAGCGUGGCACCCCAAUCCACAGCCCUCUCUCCUCUUUUGUCCUCAGGCAUUGUGUCAGCACUGUCUGCCUCUGAUGACAUCAGUCUGUGUGUAUGCAUCCAAUGCCCCGAUCCCACUCAACAGUCACUGAGGCAUCAGUUACUGUGUGGCACAUUAUGCAAUCCAGCCUUUGGCUAUUGGCUUUCACUCUCAUUGCGGAAUAUCUAACUCGAUUCUAAAUGUAACUAACAUGAACUGUCAUGGAAUUCUCUGCUUAGUUACUUUUCAACCUUGGUAGUUGACUGUACUAAAUGAGAAUAGGGUGUAUGGCUGUGUACCUUUUUCUUUAAUGUAAUGUAUUUCUUCUCAUUUUCCUCAGGAUCCCCAUUGCUGCUGUUUGCCAACCGGCGGGAUGUAAGGCUGGUGGAUGUGGAGAUGGGGAGGCCAGAGUCAGCAGUGGUGGUCAGUGAUCUGGAGGAUGCUGCUGCCGUGGACUUCCUCUACUCUGAAGGACUCAUCUUCUGGACCGACGUCAGCGAGGAGGCCAUCAAGCAGACCUACUACAAUCAGUCCACCAACUGUAAGCUUCACGCUGCUACAUCCGAGUUAGGGACUGUUCUUAUGGUGUUGUCUUACAUUUGUAAGUGUGUUAAAUCUCUGUGUUAAAUAUUUAGUUGUUUUUAAGUUUGGUGCAAAUAUAAUUGAAAAACAUUCAUUUAUUCUGCAACGCAUAGAUAAACUUGAAGAAAGGUCCAACACCUAAGGAUAAAUCUAGAAAAUAACACCAGAAUGUCACUAUUAAUGGAGGGAUAUUGAUAUUGAAGUGUAGACCUAAGUGUUCCCUCUGAAAUGUUGGGCUUUUGUUUUCAGCUCUGAAAGAGGCAUUGGGGACAGGGCAAACUGUUGUUGUUUCGGGCCUCGACUCCCCUGACGGACUGGCUUGUGAUUGGUUGGGCCGUAAACUAUACUGGACCGACUCGGAGACCAAUCGCAUUGAGGUAGCCAACCUGGAUGGCACCUCUCGCAAGGUGCUAUUCUGGUUGGACCUGGACCAGCCCCGGGCCAUCGCCCUGAACCCAGCCCACCGGUGAGUCUCUGUCUCUGUCUCUGGCCUGGCCUCUCUCUCUCCCCUGACUGGGACAUGGGUCAUGUAUCCACAGCAGCGGCCCCUUCCAUCCAUGUGUAUUUAUGGUUCAUACAUGCAUCUGUUGGUUGAGUGAGAGGGUGGAAAACCUGCUUUUCAGGUGGGUCUGUUUCCUGUUGUGUUGCGUAGAUCCUCUGGAGUUGACUCCUCUUCUCUCAUAGGGCACUGUUUUGAAUUAUAUGGUUGUGUAUACAGAUCUUUAUGCUCUUUAUGUGUAUCCAUUAGCAUUAUUGAGUCAGUAUAAUUUCCCUCUAGUCAGUGGAAAGUACUGCAGGAAUACCUUUUUAUUUCAUGGAUUUAGUGCUAUUUUUGAACGUGUAUGGUUUUGUAAAAACGUCAAACCUCAAGAACCUGAGUUUUGCAACUAAUUAACAUGGGAUUAUAAAACGAAAACAAAGCUUAAAAUGGUGAAGUGUAAAACGCUUCUCACCUCCUCACUCCGUACAAAGUUGGGUUCAUCAAGUUCAUCAUAUAAAGACAAAAUAUCACUGAAAUACCAGCAGUUCUAGACUGUAGACUCAGUAUCUAAAUGUAAAAUUGGUAGAGCAUGGCGCUUGUAACGCCAGGGUAGUGGGUUCGAUCCCCGGGACCACCCAUACGUAAAAAUGUAUGCGCACAUGACUGUAAGUCGCUUUGGAUAAAAGCGUCUGCUGAAUGGCAUAUUAAAAUUAUCGUCAAAUAAACAAAGUAAGAUUUGAGUUAUUCAUUUGUAGGAUUCUUCUCUGAAAGACAUUUGAUAAUCUUGAAGAAACACUAAAACACAAUAGCCCUUUUUAAUUUAUUGCAGUCUUCAGUUUUGAGGUCUCCUUUUGAGUACAGCUCCUUACUCCUUCAAUAGAGUAGUUUAUGCAAAAUAGGCUAGUUCUUCAAUGUCUCUCGAAUACAAGUUGACAUGAGUGUUGCCUCUGUCCUUGCUUUGCCCUCAUGAGGCUGUUAAAGUAUUUGAUCCCCUGCUGAUUUUGUACGUUUGCCCACUGACAAAGACAUGAUCAGUCUAUAAUUUUAAUGGUAGGUUUAUUUGAACAGUGAGAGACAGAAUAACAACAACAAAAUCCAGAAAAACGCAUGUCAAAAAUGUUAUGAAUUGAUUUGCAUUUUAAUGAGGGAAAUAAGUAUUUGACCCCUCUGCAAAACAUGACUUAGUACUUGGUGGCAAAACCCUUGAAAGCAAUCACAGAGGUCAGAUGUUUCUUGUAGUUGGCCACCAGAUUUGCACACAUCUCAGGAGGGAUUUUGUCCCACUCCUCUUUGCAGAUCUUCUCCAAGUCAUUAAGGUUUCGAGGAUGACGUUUGAGAACUCAAACCUUCAGCUCCCUCCACAGAUUUUCUAUGGGAUUAAGGUCUGGAGACUCCAGGACCUUAAUGUGCUUCUUCUUGAGCCACUCCUUUGUUGCCUUGGCCGUGUGUUUUGGGUCAUUGUCAUGCUCGAAUACCCAUCCAUGACCCAUUUUCAAUGCCCUGGCUGAGGGAAGGAGGUUCUCACCCAAGAUUUGACGGUACAUGGCCCCGUCCAUCGUCCCUUUGAUGCAGUGAAGUUGUCCUGUCCCCUUAGCAGAAAAACACCCCCAAAGCAUAAUGUUUCCACCUCCAUGUUUGACGGUGGGGAUGGUGUUCUUGGGGUCAUAGGCAGCAUUCCUCCUCCUCCAAACACGGCGAGUUGAGUUGAUGCCAAAGAGCUCGAUUUUGGUCUCAUCUGACCACAACACUUUCACCCAGUUCUCCUCUGAAUCAUUCAGAUGUUCAUUGGCAAACUUCAGACGGGCCUGUAUAAGUGCUUUCUUGAGCAGGGGGACCUUGCGGGGGCUGCAGGAUUUCAGUCCUUCACGGCGUAGUGUGUUACCAAUUGUUUUCUUGGUGACUAUGGUCCCAGCUGCCUUGAGAUCAUUGACAAGAUCCUCCCGUGUAGUUCUGGGCUGAUUCCUCACCGUUCUCAUGAUCAUUGCAACUCCACGAGGUGAGAUCUUGCAUGGAGCCCCAGGCCGAGGGAGAUUGACAGUUAUUUUGUGUUUCUUCCAUUUGCGAAUAAUCGCACCAACUGUUGUCACCUUCUCACCAAGCUGCUUGGCGAUGGUCUUGUAGCCCAUUCCAGCCUUGUGUAGGUCUACAAUCUUGUCCCUGACAUCCUUGGAGAGCUCUUUGAUCUUGGCCAUGGUGGAGAGUUUGGAAUCUGAUUGAUUCUGUGGACAGGUGUCUUUUAUACAGGUAACAAACUGAGAUUAGGAUCAUUCCCUUUAAGAGUGUGCUCCUAAUCUCAGCUCGUUACCUGUAUUAAAGACACCUGGGAGCCAGAAAUCUUUCUGAUUGAGAGGGGGUCAAAUACUUAUUUCCCUCAUUAAAAUGCAAAUCAAUUUAUAACAUUUUUGACAUGCGUUUUUCUGGAUUUUGUUGUUGUUAUUCUGUCUCACUGUUCAAAUAAACCUACCAUUAAAAUUAUAGACUGAUCAUUUCUUUAUCAGUGGGCAAACGUACAAAAUCAGCAGGGGAUCAAAUACUUUUUUCCCUCACUGUACAUUUCCACACUAUGAUGUUGGAAUAAUACUGUAAAAAUGAUAAUAAUGGCCCUUUCGUCUAAGAGCUGUUCAAAAAGGCCGCCUGAAAUUUCAGCUUGUUUUAUUGGGAUGGAGUUUUGGCCUUCCUUGGUGACAUCACCAUGCGGUAAAUUAGUUAAUAGACCAAUAAGAGUUCCAAACCUCUCUGCUAAUAACAGCACAUUUUCAGUUUUCCUCUCCCCUCUCAAACCCCUCGCAGACAGUCCUAGCAAAAUUAUUGCUUAAGAAGCUAUUUUUGUUUCUUUUUGACCAUUUUAAUUGAACAAUCACAGUAAGGUACUAUACUAAAUUAUUUGAUAUUGAGAUAAAAACGGCUUCAUUGGACACUUGAGUUUAAUUCCUAGACAGCACAGCCAUUGUUUUUCACGCUCUUUGUUCAAGCAGCAACUGAAUUCUAAUGGAGGCAUAGGAGCAGGUAAGCUCUUAAUUGUGAAAAAUGUGCUCUCUGCAGUUGGAGGUUGUUUGGUCUCUGGGGGGCAAGGGGUGGUUGGUCUUCAUGCUUGGUCUCCCUGCUGGCAUUAUGUUUGAUAAGCGUUUCCGUUGGUGGGUGACAUGCUUGCUGUCGUACCACAUGCUAAAUGAGUAAUCGGGUUUCUCCAAACUCCCGUUUCCUGAUGUUUUAAUUGUUUUUUUCUACCCUGCUGGACAAAGGAAUGCAAAACUGUUUUAUGACUAAACUGUGUCAGUUGGUGCACAGUGUUACAUUCUAAUCAGCCACUGUGUUCCUGAUAGGGGAGGUGAUCCAUUCUGCCACAAAUCUACAUUUUGAUUUUAAUGGAGGUGCGGAAGAGGAGGACUUGGCACAUGCGCACUUGGUCAAAAACAAUACUUUUUUUUUUUCAGUUGCAUGUAACUUCUUAUUUAGACCUUUUAUGGAAGUACAUACCGGCAGUAAUGACGAUAGUUGCUCAGCGAAACGACAUUCUUUGGUAGGUACUGAUCAUAAUUUGACAUUAUUAAGCUUGAAAAGCUGGUGAAUGGCAAGUAUAAUGGCUGCUUCCUGGAUUUAAAGGAGAAUCGCCAUAUUCAACGUCUCCUGUAAGCCCAGAUUCUGGUUCAUUGUAGACCUAGAUCAGCAUGUGUGUGUGCAACGGUAUAUUUUAAAUUGGAAGAAUACGCGAAACUAUUAUUUUAGAUGCAUCAGAGGAUAGGAUGAACUUUAAUGUCCCAAGGGGAAAAUAGCUACACAGAAGCUACAUCAAGUAAGAGAACAUGUAAUGUAACAUCUAAUUAGGGUCCACUGGGAAACACUGACCAACACUUUGGUUCCAACCCAGUCACAACUCCUCCCUGGUUUUUUCAUUCGUUGUCAUGUCAAACAGCAUUGUGUUCUAAGUACCCACUAUAUUCCAACUUUUGGUUGAAGUUUGAUUGAACAAACUGGAUCAGAAUGGAGAAAGCCCCAUUUGAAAACACUUAGAAUGUACUAUAUGUGUUGCCACCCUAGGGUCAUGCACUACUCAUAAAGCAUAUUUAGAACCUUUAGGCCAGACAAAAUUUAUUCACUGUUUAAUGGAUUUAUCCCCCAGAAAAGUGAGGCGAGCGAAAAAAACCCCCAGAAUAAUAAUAUAUAAACAUUAAGUGGAUAAGGAAUAACAGUACUUUACCACAUUGUCCUAGGCACUAAUGCAGGCUUUAGGCCUAAUGUGAGCUUCAAGAGUUGUAUUAUUCCAUGCGAAAAUCUACACUAUUUUUCUUUAAAAUAAUGCAGAUGUUACAAUGUUGUUAUAACCAUGAAAAAUGAAACCCAAUGGGAAGUAUAACUUGUGACAGUUUCUUUAUUCCUGAAUUUUUAUUUUUAUUUUUUUAUCUCAAAAUCAAGAACAAGUAAUUGUAAUCAAAUUAAAAUGUUGAUGUAUAAUAAUGAGUUCAUGCAUCUCUAUAGCUUAUGGGCGUUAACAAAAUAUUCAUACAAAUAUGAUUAGGCCUCUCAUAGACUAGGCCUUGUAGAAAGAGGGUCAACGGGCGGCAGGUAGCUUAGUGGUUAAGAGCGUUGUGCCAGUAACCGAAAGGUCGCUGGUUCUAAUCCCCGAGCCGACUAGGUGAAAAAUCUGUCGAUGUGCCCUUGAGCAAGGCACUUAGCCCUAAUUGCUCCUGUAAGUCGCUCUGGAUAAGAGCGUCUGCUAAAUGACCAAAAAUUUAAAAAAAUAAAUCAAGUUAGGUCUGCCAAAUUAAUGUAUCAUUGGAAAAAAUACAUAAAUCCAGCCAUAGAGUAUAGCCUAUCAUCAUCAAAAUAGAAAAUGUUGUUUAUAACAUGCACAAUUAGAAGCAGCAAUCUAUAUAGAGCAAGCUUGACUAAAUUCGAGCCCAGUAACUUUGCUCACCGCAUCCUCCUUCGAUUGUCUCGUCUGGCUGCCACGAAAAGCCCCCACCUUGGAGACAGUCGAUCACAACAUUGUGGAGCUGCUGAUCUGCACGAAGUGUGUGCGUGCCACUGGCGAUGUACUUUGCUGGACAUGCUAGCUGUUUUCGGCGGCGCAUCAUCACUUCAAACGCAUUCCGUCUUGGUGUUAUCGGUUGGCCUACUACUACUGGUAGUACCGGUAAAAUGUAAGUAAUGAAUCGCAAAUCACCAUACAGCUGACACACUUCAAUUUCAUCAAUCAUUUUGACUUCAAUUUGGUUGUCCAAAAUACUAUCAGCUUGCACUGCGUCUUUGCUGAUGAAUGCCCUGAUCUCUGGCCAGUCAAUUGGUUCAAUGUCACUGUUGUUUUGUCUAUUAAUCACUUCUAAUAGAUCUGAAAAUGAUGCAUUAACCAUGAAUGUAACCGACUGUUUGUUUAUAAUGAGGGACGUCCCACGUUUAACCUGGACAUACAAAUAGUAGGAAUUUGCACUGGCUUCAGCCAUGACGGCAUGAGAGAGAAAUGAAACAUCUGCAAGUCGCCUGCAGGUGCAAGCGUGUGUGUUUCACUGUCCAAUCCGAUGCUCGAACAUGGUCUGAGCGCGUGAUCUGAGCCUGCCAGGGUUGUGGGUUCGAUUCCCACGGGGGGCCAGUAUGAAAAAUUAAAAACAUUAUAUGUAUGCACUCACUAACUGUAAGUCACUCUGGAUAAGAGUGUCUACUAAAUGACUAAAAUGUAAUGUAAAUGUUUGGUCUCUUGCGCAUUAACUUGGGAAAGCCUCAAGGGAGAGCGGACAGUGCAUUAUAAACAAAGUGCUGCAUAUAUUGCCGAAAGAAUAACAUCCAAUUGUUUUAUUUGCGGGGUGUGGAGAAAAGUAAGCCCGGGCAUCCGUUAAACAGUCCGGCCUUAUUAUUAAACCUAAAAUACCUUCAAAUAUGUCAUACCGUCAAAUUUGAAAAAUAUCGUAAUGCUGUUUGGGCCAUAUCGCCCAGUCCUGCCAACACUUUCUCUAGCCAUUUUGUUAACCACAGACCAGGACAACUGGGAAACCAGGAGGCAUCUCAUACGUUGUUCACAAAUUCUGUAUGUUUGUGUCUGGUUAGGUUAUUUUAGAACACCUUUUCAGUUCUUAGACCAUUUGAUUCUAUCCAUUUUAACCGAACCUAGGGCCCACAUCUAGAUCUGUUCUAUUUGCUGGUGGGCUUCCCCGCCCAUCCACCUCCAUAGCUGUCUAUGAAUAGAAAUUGUGCAUGCCUAAUUAAGCCUGCAUUCAAUGCAGUGCACAUUGAAGUGACUGCAGCUAUUAUUGGCACAACAUGCAGACUACAGCUUGGAGAUCUGCCAAGUGUUAAGAUUUCUAUCGGGUGUUGUCAGAGGACCUGUAGGCACGUGAAUUUGCGUGCGUGUGUGUGCAUGCGUAUGUGUGCGAGCAUCUGUGGUUUUAAAAUUAGGAUAAGUAGAAAAAGGGUUUCAACUUUCAAGCCCUCUGUAGAGCACCAUUGGUAAGACUCUCUGUGUUUUGGGUGUUUUGUCUAGUUUGUUUCCAGCUUCAUUUUGCUCCAACCACAAGACUCGUCCUGGUGAAAAUAAAAACCUACCAUUUGUUAGCACUUUUCUUUCUUUCAUAGGUAUCAGAUGUGGUUAUGUGGGUGGGUUUGUUUGGCCUGAUCAGAUUGGUUGUGAUUUUGACAAUUAUUUUCCUUCUCAGCUAUAUGUACUGGACAGACUGGGGGGAGGAGCCUCGCAUCGAGAGGGCAGGGAUGGACGGAAGCAACAGGAAGAUCAUCGUGGAGGUGGACAUCUAUUGGCCCAACGGCCUCACCAUUGACCUGGACGAACAGAAACUGUACUGGGCAGACGCCAAGCUGAGCUUCAUACACAGAGCCAACCUGGACGGCUCCUCACGGUUAGUCUGUCUUCUCUCUCACACAUUUUCUCCCUGUUCUUCUCAUUAUUGUUUUUUUACACCCUUCAUGGAAAAACAGCCAGGGAUCCCAGACUGAACUAUGGCACUGGGCUCAACUUAAUUUCAGAGGAUGGUAUGGAUGAAACCUCCAAUCCAAACACAUUUGACUCUGGAGGCCCCAAUCCAAACAUUGUCUCUGCACGUAGGCCUAGUUGUGACCCCUCCCUCCAUGUGGUUCUCUAAACUGGAAAUGACCUCUCCGCCAUACUGUUGUAACCGUAUCUGACUUGGCAUUAUGGUCGUGAUUGGGGCCCUCAGGGCAAGGGUUGACUUUCCUUUGUAUAACUGAGAUUUAAUGGCAAUAUUAAUAAAGAGAGGUAUGGCAUGUUUACCUUCUCUUGUUCAGACAAUAGACUGCUUUCUUCAGGGUGUAGAGUGAGAGAGGCUCUUUUCUCAAGACCAAUGCAGUUGUAUUGCCCUCAGAGUUUGAGUAUAACUUCCUCAGGAAAAUAUUUCCCAGUUUGAAAUUAAGUUGUGAUUUAUAACUUUGAAAAAUUAAGCAUAGUAAAUGAGAUUGAGGAUACGAAUAAGAUGCACCAUGGUAGAACUCUCCAAUUGGCAAGAAACAAUCGAAUUGCUUAAUUGACCUCCAGUAAUGGUACUCCACUGUUGAAGUUUGUCGGAAUUAUCGUAAGCACUUUACGGAGAAAUGUAAACUACAUCCCAGAAGUAGUUUCUGUUAGAAUUGACUUCUUCUCUGUGUUAAAGCGAGAGGUUUUGUUUUUCAUGUGCACAUUCUUGAGACGUCUGAUUAAUGGAGCAGUUUGCAGUAUAUUUCCAAUGGCUUCAAAUGUCCAACUUCCAAGUACGUCAAAUGCAAAAUAGCUGUGAAAUCUGGAUGUAAUAAAUGUUUUCUCUCCCAACCAAGUUCUUCCCACGCUAUUAACAUUUUGGUGAGAACAUGCUGUCACCCUCCUCCCUCUACCCCUCUGGAAAUGGAUCCCUUACCAACCAACCCUAACAAAGCCUGGUGAUUGAUGAGGUCCUGAACAGAAUUCUGCUGUAUCAGGAUUCUUAACACUUGUGCAUCGGCAUGCCAUGCUUUGAUUCUGAAUGUAUUUAUGUCGUCACCGGCCUGACUGUGUGUUGUCUGGUGGAGCAGAGGGAAGCAGAGUGCUGUACUUCUGGAUGGGACUGCGCUCUGUGCUGUGCUGUUCUGCUCUGACUUACUUCCCCACUGAAUCAGGACAGCUGUAUCAUUAGUACAACCGUUCCCCUUCUAAAGAGUGUACCAUAAGCUCCAUUAAAGUCUGACAGCCUGAUUUUGUUGUAUUUCCCCCUGGAAAGGGCUUGAAGGGGCUCCUGAACUGUGGUUCCAUGAUGUCGCUACGUGUUCUAACAGAUCUGCUUUAGGGUCUCAUUGAGAUCCCAACCUAGGUUGUUGUGGUGGUUUAUUUUUGGUCUGAAUUCUAUGCUACUGUCAGAAAGUCUGGGUUUUUGCCAUUGUUUUUGCCAUUGAGUGCUGUGUUUGGUGUCAUGACAUUCACGCCUGUAGAAUGGCUGAGAACCACAACUUGAACAAUAUUUUUUUUUAACAAAUACAAUUUCGGAACAUAUUAGUGUCAGCUGAUACUCAUCUUCAUUGCUUUUUAACUUUCCUCUCACAGCAGUAGUUUUGAACUAUCAUGCAUUAAUGAUAAAAAUUGUAUUCUGAUCUGUAAACAUAUGUUGAAUUCACAGGGAGACUGUGGUGGAGGGCACCCUCACCCACCCGUUUGCCCUCACCCUGUCAGAUGAGACUCUCUACUGGACAGACUGGCAGACCCGUUCUAUCCAUGCCUGCAACAAACACACUGGAGACAAGAGGAGGGAGAUACUCAGUGGAAUCUACUCCCCCAUGGACAUCCAAGUGCUGGGUUCAGAUAGACAGCCAGAUAGUAAGUACGGCUGCAUCCAACUAGACAGCCAGACAGUGACUAGUGCUGGGUCCAGCUAGACUGCCAGACAGUAACUAGUGCUGGGUCCAGCUAGACUGCCAGACAGUAACUAGUGCUGGGUCCAGCUAGACUGCCAGACAGUAACUAGUGCUGGGUCCAGCUAGACUGCCAGACAGUAACUAGUGCUGGGUCCAGCUAGACUGCCAGACAGUAACUAGUGCUGGGUCCAGAUAGACAGCCAGACCGUAACUAAUGCUGGGUCCAGAUAGACAGCCUACAUGUAUGUACGUGGGUGCAUGUAUGAUCAUCUUGUUUGGAUAAAGCAAAUAGUGUAAAUCAAUCAGACAGCCAGACAGUAAGUAGUGCCUUUCCAGUUCAGUCUGCAAGUGCAACAAGUUAAUGUUAAGUUCACAUGAAUGUCCCCCCAGUACUCAUAAUUAAUGUUCCUAAGCACAACAUAACAGAUUCUCUUCGUUUUGGAAGGAUAUUUUUAGACUGACCUGUUGGUCAGUUAGUGUGCAUACACAGGAAAAUGGAGUCAUGGUGUACAAUUCAUCUGUCAAGAAAUGAACAUUUUCAAAUGUCUGGCAUGCAUUCCUGGCUGGACAAAUAAAUGUCUGUGCUGUGCAGAAACAGAAACGUUCCAGCACGCUAUGAUUCCCAUCUCCGUGGCGUUUGUGUGUGUGCGUGCAUGAGUGUGUGUGUUGAGACUGGGGAGUGACAAACUGAUUACUUUGGAUGUGUGUAAACAUUGGUGCGCCAGUCUUUGUGUGUGUUUGUUUGGGGAGUGAAUGAUAAAGAACUCCACCAUUUAUGGUGGUUUGCUUCUCUCCAGGAGUUUGGGGAGGGCAUGGGAUGUAAAGAAAGGAGAGUUAGACAAAAAUAAAAUAAACUUGAGUAAACGACAUGGAAAUUGAGGAGGUAGGCCAUUAGAUAAGAAACAUUGGCCAAUAAAUCACCUUACCUGUACAGUGCCUUCGGAAAGUAUUCAGACCCCUUGACUUUUCCACAUUUUGUUAUGUUACAGCCUUAUUCUAAAAUGGAUUAAAUAAAACAAUUUCCUCAUCAAUCUACACACAAUACCCCAUAAUGACGACGCGAUAACAGGUUUUUAGAAAUGUUUGCAAAUGUAUUAAAAACAAAAAACAGAUAUCAUAUUUACAUAAGUAUUCAGACUCAUUGCUAUGAGACAAAAAAUUGAGCUCAGGUGCAUCCUGUUUCCAUUGAUCAUCCUUGAGAUGUUUGUACAACUUGAUUGGAGGCCUCCUGUGGUAAAUUCAAUUGAUUGGACAUGAUUUGGAAAGGCACACACCUGUCUAUAUAAGGUCUCACAGUUGACAGUGCAUGUCAGAGCAAAAACAAAGCCAUGAGGUCGAAGGAAUUGUCCGUAGAGCGCCGAGACAGGAUUGUGUCGAGGCACAGAUCUGUGAAGGGUACCAAAACAUUUCUGCAGCAUUGAAGGUCCCCAAGAACACAGUGGCCUCCAUCAUUCUUAAAUGGAAGAAGUUUGGAACCACCAAGACUCUUCCUAGAUCUGUCCGCCCGGCCAAACUGAGCAAUCGGGGGGGGAGAAGGGCCUUGGUCAGGGAGGUGACCAAGAACCUGAUGGUCACUCUGACAGAGCACCAUGGUUCCUCUGUGGAGAUGGGAGAACCUUCCAGAAGGACAACCACUCUGCAGCACUCCACCAAUCAGGCCUUUAUGGUAGAGUGGCCAGAUGGAAGCCACUCCUCAGUAAAAUACACAUGACAGCCCUCUUGGAGUUUGCCAAAAGGCACCUAAAGAAUCUCAGACCAUGAGAAACAAGAUUGAACUCUUUGGCCUGAAUGCCAAGCAUCACGUCUGGAGGAAACCUGGCACCAUCCCUACGGUAAAGCGUGGUGGCAGCAUCAUGCUGUGGGGAUGUUUUUCAGCGCCAGGGACUGGCAGACGAGUCAGGAUCGAGGCAAAAUGAACGGAACAAAGUACAGAGAUCCUUGAUGAAAACCUGCUCAAGGGCGCUCAGGACCUCAGACCCUAAGCACACAGCCAAGACAACACAGGAGUGGCUUCGGGACAAGUCUCUGAAUGUCCUUGAGUGGCCCAGCCAGAGCCCGGACUUGAACCCGAUCGAACAUUUCUGGACAGACCUGAAAAUAGCUGUGCAGCAACGCUCCCCAUCCAACCUGACAGAGCUUGAGAGGAUCUGCAGAGAAAAAUGGGAGAAACUCCCCAAAUACAGGUGUGCCAGGCUUGUAGCGACAUACCCAAGAAGACUAGAGGCUGUAGUUGCUGCCAAAGGUGCUUCAACAAAGUACUGAGUAAAGGGUCUGAAUACUUAUGUAAAUGUGAUAUUUAAGUUAAUUUUCUACAAACCUGUUUUUGCUUUGUCAUUAUGGGGUAUUGUGGGUAGAUUGAGAGAAAAAGAUAAUAUAUAUAAUCAAUUUUAGAAUAAGGCUGUAACCUAACAAAAUGUGGAAAAGGUUGAGGGGUCUGAAUACUUUCCGACGGCACUGUAUUUCAAGCCUCCAUAACUCAAAUCCAAAAAUGUAUUGGGUUUUUAAAACUGUGUGAGAAGAGUUUGAGUAGUUUGGCCUUUGACUGUGGCCUUGUUGUAAUCAGCCUGUAGUGCUGUGUGAAGGGGGAGGGUUGGUGUUUGCUGCUCUGCUGUGCCAGCCGCUGGACUCUGUAGCUCUGUAGUGCCAUGCUGAGCGCGUGACCCAGUAGACAGGGCAAAAUCACACCACAGGAUAUCAAACUUUAUGGCACAGCUAUUGUCCAAGCAGCGAUUUUAUUGUUGGUUUUGUUUGGAGAGAAACAAUUAUUUGGGUUUAUAUUUAGUCUUUCCAAGUUUUCACCCAGUUGUUAUGUUGUGAAAAUGGUUCUCUGAAUAUACACCAAUGCAUUCGACUAGAACAGUCCCUCCAGGAUUAUGCGAUUCUGUGAUAGAAUAGUUUUUGUUGCAAAAUCAUCAAUUCUCUGCGUAUUAUGCGAGGGCUUGCAAAUUUGACCAAUCACUGCAUUAUUUCUGCAUAAAACAUUCAAAUCAUUGCAAUAUUAUCACAUAAAACUGACCCAUCACCGCAGUACAAAAAGAGGGCUUGCAAUUUCAAACAAUCGCAUGUGUUUUAAUCAAGCUACACAUCAACAAACUUUCCCUAGUCAGUGCAGUUUUGUGAGAAAUUGAACAAUCAUCUGAAAAUGUCAGAAUUGCGGUAGCAAAAUCAAGAACUUUUCCCACAAAUAUCCCAAAAAAUCCAAACGAAAUCCUGGAGGGACUGAUGGGAGUUUGCAGUGUAGAUUUCAGGCUUAGUCAGUGAAACUGAAAGGACCCUAUCUCAGCGUUAUCUCUUCUGACAUUGCUCAUUGCUCCCACAGUCCAUACCCCCUGCAGUGACGGCAACGGAGGCUGCUCCCACCUGUGCCUGCUGUCGCCCAUGCAACCCUUUUACAGCUGUGCCUGCCCCACUGGAGUCAAGCUCAAGGAGGAUGGGAAGACCUGUCGCCCAGGUAAGAGACUAGCCACUGUGGCCUGGGGGCAUCUGGUGUGGGUUACUUGCUACCCAGUAGAGUGUCCCAUAUAUUAUACUGUAUGUGUCCCAAAUGGCACCCUAUUCCCUAUACAGUGCACUACUUUUGAACAGAGCUCUAUGGGCCCUGAAUGGUCAAAAGUAGUGCAUUAUAUAGGGAAUAGGGUGCCAUUUGAGACUCGGCCAAUACAAUGGCCCCAGUGAUAACUCCCUUUGCUAAUGCUACUGUACAUGUGUUGUGGUUUCACAUUAGACAUUACCAUCUGGUGUAUGGGACAUUAUUGACAUUCCUGAGGUGAUUUUAUGGACUGUCUUGAAUUAGGCCUAUUGUACUGCAAGAGCUGCUCUUAAUAAUUUCAUGCGAUAGUGUCAAAAGUCAUAUUGUCCCAAUUUCUUUAAAUAGAUUAGGAAAUAAGACAAAGCUCUACUUUUAAUUUCAUAAUGAUUUGCACAGUAAUUAAGCAUCAAAUUUAGUUAUGUUUUUUAUACAGUUGUUCAGUUGAGGUUUUUGUCUUGGGUGCAUUGGCAUCCUGUUCCUCAACAAAACAUUAGCAUGCCUAACCAGAGAGCCAUGACAGAGACCUAAUCUCUGACAGAUGGUUCCUACAGGCUGCAAGCUUCUGAAUGCACAAUUUACUCUGCCGUUUGCUCUUAAUUUCUAUUGCCUCCACAUACAGACAGCUACAUUUAGGCUAGAAGCAUACCUCUCCACCCCCUCCUCUCUGCACAUUCUCUACUUUCCAGAGUUUACCAAAGGCCACAUGUGACUGACUGAGAUUCAGGAAGGUUGGACCUCUUUUUAUGCAUUGUUGUGUUUCUGCUGCUGUCAUUCCCCUUGCUCUGCUACUUCCAAUCUCAUCACCUUGCUUCUGGGCAGAGAUACAUUACGCAGAGAGCCAGGCCUAAUCAGGUCACUGCUCCGUUUGUGUGUUUAGUGGAUACGGCCUGGGCUCAUCCUGCAAAAUGAAACCUGUUUGUUUGACUUGCCCCAGGGUGUGUUUACAUUCCCUCUGGUCUCGCUCUCUCUCUCUUCUCCUCUCCUCUCCUUGCUCGUCUGGACACCCCUUCAAAUUAGUGGAUUCUGCCAUUUCAGCCCACCCGUUGCUGACAGAUGUAUAAAAUCGAGCACACAGCCAUGCAAUCUCCAUAGACAACUAUUGGCAGUAGAAUGGCCUCACUGAAAAGCUCAGUGACUUUCAACAUGGCACAGUCAUAGGAUGCCGCCUUUCCAAGAAAUCAGUUGGUCAAAUAUCUGCCCUGCUAGAUCUGCCCCGGUCAACUGUAAGUGCUGUUAUUGUGAAGUGGAAAAGUCUAGGAGCAGGAACGGCUCAGCCGCGAAGUGAUAGGCCCACACAAGCUCACAGAACGGGACUGCUGAAGCACGUAGCGUCUGUCAUCGGUUGCAACACUCACUUCCAACUGCCUCUGGAAGCAACGUCAGCACAGUAACUGUUCGUCGGGAUCUUCAUGAAAUGGGUUUCCAUGGCCGAGCAGCUGCAUACAACCUAAGAUCACAAUGCUCAAUGCCAAGUGUCGGCUGGAGUGGUGUAAAGCUCGCCGCCAUUGGACUCUGGAGCCGUGGAAAAGCAUUCUCUGGAGUGAUGAAUCACGCUUCACCAUCUGGCAGUCCGACGGAGGAAUCUGGGUUUGGUGGACGCCUGGAGAACGCUACCUGCCCGAAUGCAUAGUGCCAACUUUAAAGUUUGGUGGAGGAGGAAUAAUGUUCCAACAUCUAGUGGAAAACCUUCCCAGAAGAGUGGAGCAAAUGGGGGACCAACUCUAUAUUAAUGCCUGUGAUUUUGGAAUGAGAUGUUCGCGAAGCAGGUGUCCACUUACUUUUGGUCAUGUAGUGUAUAUUAUGAUGCCAUUUUGUGGCGAUUUUGGCCGUUUUGGCCUUCAACACGGGUUUUUUCAGCUGUUCAUGCGCUCAACGAAAAAACUAUUGAGGCAAGACUAAGUCUACGCCCCUUCGUCAGUGAUUGGUCAACAGUAGGGAUUCUUCAAUGAAGUGUGUUUUGUCAAUUAACGAUAGAUGACUCGCUUGAAUGCGCAUUUUUUUUCUUGAAAUACUGCACCAAACAUUUUAGUUAGAUGUAAAAUUGCGCGACUAAGAUCUCCUCUGCAAAAACAUACAAAUGAAUGACAGAUUUCUUGAGUUAUCUUAGAUUAGUGUUGACUAUUUUGAGGAAGUGUGUACUACAAACAGUACUAUUUCCUAUUUUUUCUAAUUUUUCAGCUGAACCGAAACAUACAGAAAGAAGCCUUAAGGAGAGACCCACCCACAACCCUCAUGUGUGUAUAAAGGUGACAGACUUGUCUAAAGGGAAAGAUAAAAAAUGGGGUUGUGGGGGAUUUCUUGGUCAACCCUUGUUUGAGCAGUGACAGCCCUUUGAUUGGAGGCUGUUUUACCUGGGAUACCUCCCAGUUUUUUACUUUUUUGCUUAUCUUUAACUUUUUUUUAAAGGACCUGUAAGUAAACAGUUCACUGUUUGUCUAUACCUGUUGUUUACGACGCAUUUGACAAAUAAAAUGUUAUUUUAUUUGUUGGAAUGAACCAGUUAGACAACAAGCCAAGGUAGUCCUAAUUCUGAAACCCAGGUUCAGGCCUGGACUGUCAUAGUCCUGGUUCCAAUCCCUCUCUGCAGGGGACAGAAAACACUAUUGUCUAUGUGCACCAGUCCUGUUAACGACAGCCCAUUCAUUACCCCAAAAGGACUCUCCUCUCCCAGGCCAGGGAUGCAGCAGAGCCUCUCUAUUUGAAUUUAUAACUCUUCCAAAUUUAGGCAGUGUAUUCCCAGGCCAGGAAACAAUGAGUCUUAUUCUUCUAGCCUUCAUUCCAGAGGCGCAAGUAAAACAUAGUGUGUGUGUUAGGGUAACGGAGGGGAGUUAGUUAUCCCGGCCUGAUAGAACAUAGAUGUAUUCAGUGACUACAGGAUUAAACAGACCUCCAGCAGUGUUGACAGCUAAACAGAAUGUAAGACAAUACCACAUUGUAUCAGCUCUGAUUAGGAGGAAAGCAGUGGGGGUGAGUGAGUGGGGGGGGGGGGGCUGUGUGAAGUUUAAAAAGAGCAAGCAUCCACGCUCCUCAUUUUGUUUAGCUUGGGUGGCUAAAUGGAGGGCAUUUGAGGUCACUUUGUCAAAUGUGAAGCAGACCAAGGAGCGAAUUUAAAUCAAAGACGUGGCGUCGUUCUCUUCUUGAUGGAAAAUGAAGGGCAGUUUUUUUACUGUCAUUACUGAUUGGUGUCACCCCUGAUGGAUGACCCUUCUGAUUGAGCAUCAGUAGUCUGCUGCUGGUUUUAGGGGUCCUGGAGUGUAAAUGGCUAAAACAGGAGAAGAGUUGGACCUAAUUCCCUCCGCAGAGUGUGGCUCCAGUGAGCAAAUGCAGCUUCUAUUUAAGCCGUUCUCAGUGGCGGCUAGGAUUCCCCUAAGGAAACAUAAUAAUAAUAAUAAUAAUAAUAUGCCAUUUAGCAGACGCUUUUAUCCAAAGCGACUUACAGUCAUGCGUGCAUACAUUUAUUUAUUUAUUUUUUUAUUAUUAUUAUUUUUUUGUGUAUGGGUGGUCCCGGGGAUCGAACCCACUACCUUGGCGUUACAAGCGCCGUGCUCUUACCAGCUGAGCUACAGAGGACCACAAUCUUUAUACACAACCGAUUUUAGAUAAAGGCUAAACUUAAAGAUAUUUGAAAUAUAUAUUUUAAUCUGGUCUAAAGCCUCUCCUCACUUUUUUUUCCAUGAUGAAAAAGUGAUCAAAUAUCUUAUUUUCAUAAACAAACAAAUAAAAUACAAGAAUUUAAAGUUGCACUAUAAAUUUCCAUCUGAAAUGUUGUCUUUACCAAAACAUAUUAAUUUAUGCUUGUCAGGUAUGGCUAUAUAGGACCUCGGAUUAAUCCCCAAUAAGCUGUUAUUUCACAUGCCAGUUGAAUGUCAUGCUCUCGCCCCACUCAUUCCCACUUAUGGCUACUUCUCUACCCCAGGUGCGGAGCAGGUUCUGCUGCUGGCUAGGCGGACUGACCUGAGGAGGAUUUCUCUGGACCUCCCAGACUUCACAGACAUCGUUCUGCAGGUGGACGACAUCCGCCAUGCCAUCGCCAUCGACUAUGACCCUGUGGACGGAUAUGUGUACUGGACGGACGACGAGGUUAAAGCCAUCCGCCGCUCCCGCAUUGACGGCACCGAGGCCCAGACCCUGGUCACCACGGAGAUCAACCACCCAGAUGGCAUUGCGGUGGAUUGGGUGGCCCGGAAUCUGUACUGGACGGAUACAGGGACUGACCGAAUUGAGGUUACAAGGCUGAACGGAACCUCCCGGCGCAUUCUGAUCUCAGAGAACCUGGAUGAACCAAGGGCCAUUGUGCUGGACCCUGUCCAUGGGUAAGUGUGUCCGUUUAUAGACAAUUUAGAUUCAUGGCUUUUUUCUUUCUUGAUCACAGUAAUCAAUUUGAACUAAUUUCAGCAAAACAUUUGUAUUUCUCCUUCAUUGCCUAUGGGUAAAUCCAUUGGAAUUCAAUAACUUUUUGACAGCAUUCCCUUUGAUUUAAACAAAACCUUCCAUACGCGUUUGCCCAUGGAAGAAGUGGUCAGAAAGUGACUUUGGACCUGAAUGCCAAAACAUUCAGGAGAUAAAGGUGCUCAAAGUUGACCCAUUUUACAUACCUCAUCAUACCAUGAGACAACCAUGUCUUCAUCAAUGGAAAAGAUAAACGGUUGAGUUUAAUAUAAUUUAAAAGCUUAUUAACAGUUUCAAACACAACAUGCUCUUGAAUACAGUGUGGAUGUCAUUUCAAUCAAAUAAAUAUAAUUAAUUGAAUGGACCUGUCCCUUCAGACCACUGCAACUUAGCUGGUAAAUUGAAUCGAAAUUUUAACAUCUAAUUACUACCACAAAGAUGACUACUUGUCCACCCACCGUCGAAUGUAAAUUUAAGUGGUCUUGUCUAUUCUAUUAUCUAUAUUUCUAUGAUUUCAAAAGGUUUCCUAUGGAGGAUUGACAGUAUAAUUUAAAACAACAGAUAUUCCCAUUCAAGUCAACGUUCUCUGUGUGGACCUCCAACCAUCUUUGUGGUACCAUUUUGACAUUUCAAUUUUAUACCCAUUUUAGUACAUUUAUCACCCAAAACAUGACAGCCACCCUCUAUUCAUGAGUAUGUUGUCUCAACCAAUGGCAGGCACAACAUAAAAACCAUAGAUAAUGUCUAAGUUACAACAUCAGUAUACAAAUUUUUUGAUAAUUGACGUUGAAGGUGAAAAAAAUUACAUUUUUAUUUUAAAACAUUAUUUUCCAGAAAUUAUUAAAGAGUUUGACAACCCUGUUUUUGUAAGCUUUUUAAAUUAUAUAAAUCUCAACCGUUUAUCUUUUCCAGUGAUGAAGACAUGGAUGGCUCAAAUUUUAUUUGCCACGUGCAGAAUACAACAGGUGUAGACAUUACAGUGAAAUGCUUACUUACAAGCCCUUAACCAACAAUGCAUUUUUUAAGUUUUAUUUUUUUAAAGUGUUAAGUAAAACAUUUUUAAGCAAAUAACUAAAGAGCAGCAGUAAAAUAAAUUAACAGUAGGGAGGCUAUAUACAGGGGGGUACUGGUGCAGAGUCAAUGUGCGAAGGCACCGGCUAGUCGAGGUAAUUGAGGUAAUAUGUGCAUGUUGGUAGAGUUAAAGUGACUAUGCAUAAAUAAUAAACAGAGUAGCAGCAGGGUAAAAGAGGGGGGUGGGGGGGCAGUGCAAAUAGUCCGGGUAGCCGCUCGGUAUAGAGGUCCUGGAUGGCAGGAAGCUUGGCCCCAGUGAUGUACUGGGCCGUACACACUACCCUCUGUAGUGCCUUGCGGUCGGAGGCCGAGCAGUUGCCAUACCAGGUGGUGACGCAACCAGUCAGGAUGCUCUCGAUGGUGCAGCUGUAGAACAUGCCAAAUCUUUUCAGUCUCCUGAGGGGGAAUAGGCUUUGUCGUGCCCUCUUCACGACUGUCUUGGUGUGUUUGGACCAUGAUAGUUUGUUGGUGAUGUGGACACUAAGGAACUUGAAGCUCUCAACCUGUUCCACUACAGCCCCGUCGAUGAGAAUGGGUGCAUGCUCAGUCCUCUGUUUUUUUCCUGUAGUCCACAAUCAUCUCCUUUGUCUUGAUCACGUUGAGGGAGAGGUUGUUAUCCUGGCACCACAUGGCCAGGUCUCGGACCUCCUCCCUAUAGGCUGUCUCAUCGUUGUUGGUGAUCAGGCCUUAAUGAUGGUGUUGGAGUCGUGCCUGGCCAUGCAGUCAUGGGUGAACAGGGAGUACAGGAGGGGACAGAGUAAGCACCCCUGAGGGGCCCCCGUGUUGAGGAUAAGCGAGGCAGAUGUGUUGUUACCUACCCUUACCACCUGGGGGCGUCCCGUCAGGAAGUCCAGGAUCCAGUUGCAGAGGGAGGUGUUUAGUCACAGGAUCCUUAGCUUAGUGAUGAGCUUUGAGGGCACUAUGGUGUUGAACGCUGAGCUGUAGUCAAUGAACAGCAUUCUCACGUAGGUGUUCCUCUUGUCCAGGUUGGAAAGGGCAGUGUGGAGUGCAAUAGAGAUGGCAUCAUCUGUGGAUCUGUUGGGGCGGUAUGCAAAUUGGAGUGGGUCUAGGGUUUCUGGGAUAAUGGUGUUGAUAUGAGCCAUGACCAGCCUUUCAAAGCACUUCAUGGCUACAGACGUGAGUGCUACGGGUCGGUAGUCAUUUAGGCAGGUUAUCUUAGUGUCGUGGGCACAGGGACUAUGUUUCUGCUUGAAACAUGUUGGUAUUACAGACUCAGUCAGGGACAAGUUGAAAAUGUCAGUGAAGACACAUGCCAGUUGGUCAGCACAUGCUCGGAGUACAUGUCCUGGUAAUCCGUCUGGCCCUGCGGCCUUGUGAAUGUUGACCUGCUUAAAAGUCUUACUCACAUCUGCAACGGAGAGUGUGAUUACAUAGUCAUCCGGAACAGCUGGUGCUCUCAUGCAUGCUUCAGUGUUGCUUGCCUCGAAGCAAGCAUAGAAGUGAUUUAGCUCGUCUGGUAGGCUUGUGUCACUGGACAGCUCAUGGCUGUGCUUCCCUUUUGUAGUCUGUAAUAGUUUUCAAGCCCUGCCACGUCUGACGAGUGUCAGAGCCGGUGUAAUACGAUUCAAUCUUAGUCCGGUAUUGACUCUUUGCCUGUUUGAUGGUUCAUCGGAGGGCAUAGUGGGAUUUCUUAUAAGCGUCCAGGUUAGAGUCCCGCUCCUUGAAAGCGGCAGCUCUACCCUUUAGCUCAGUGCGGAUGUUGCCUGUUAUCCAUGGCUUCUAGUUGGGGUAUGUACGGUCACUGUGGGGACGACGUCAUCAAAGCACUUCUUGAUGAAGCCAGUGACGGAUGUGGUGUACUGCUCAAUGCUAUCUGAAGAAUCCAGGAACAUAUUCCAGUCUGUGCUAGCAAAACAGUCCUGUAGCUUAGCAUCUGCGUCAUCUGACCACUUUUUUAUUGACCGAGUCACUGGUGCUUCCUGCUUUAGUUUUUGCUUAUAAGCAGGAAUCAGGAGGAUAGAGUUAUGGUCAGAUUUGCCAAAUGGAGGGCGAGGGAGAGCUUUGUAUGCGUCUCUGUGUGUGGAGUAAAGGUGUUCUAGAGUUUUUUUCCCUCUGGUUGCACAUUUGGUAGAAUGUGCAACCACUGGUAGAAAUGAGGUAGAACGGAUUUAAGUUUCCCUGCAUUAAAGUCCCCGGCCACUAGGAGUGCUGCCUCUGGAUGAGCGUUUUCCUGUUUACUUAUGGCCUUAUACAGCUCAUUGAGUGCAAUCUUAAUGCCAGCAUCGGUUUGUGGUGAUAGAUAGACAGCUACGAAAAAUUUAGAUGAAAAGUCUCUUGGUAAAUAGUGUGGUCUACAGCUUAUCAUGAGAUACUCUACCUCAGGCGAGCAAAACCUCAAGACUUCCUUAGUAUUAGAUUUUGUGCACCAGCUGUUGUUUAGAAAUAUACACAGACACAGUGGUAUGGUGGUGUAUGCAAAUUAUCUCUUGAACAUUUUGGCAUUCAGGUCCAAAAAGUCACUUUCUGACCACUUCUACAAUGGGCAAAUAUGUAUGGAGGCUUUCGUUCAAAUCAAAAGGGGUGCUGUCAAAAAGAGAUUACAUUCAAAUCGAUUUUCCCUAUGUACUUACCCCAACCUGUUGAAUAAUUUCAGUUCCAUUCUCACUUAAAGCAUUUUUGUUUAGUUUUAAUUCUGUGCUGGUCUCUCUCCACAGUUAUAUGUACUGGACAGACUGGGGGGAGAAGCCUAAGAUAGAGCGUGCUAACCUGGAUGGAAUGGAACGUCUCGUGCUGCUCAAUACCUCGCUGGGUUGGCCCAACGGUUUAGCCAUCGACUAUGAAGCAGGAAAACUGUACUGGGGCGAUGCAAAGACGGACAAAAUUGAGGUAAGUCACAAAAAAGAGGUGUUUCUUAUGCACCAAAUAGUUUUGUAUGGUGCAACUAUAAUAUUCCCAUCAUGGUUUGAUGCUGUUGAUUGUGGAAGCAGUUGAGUUUAGAUCUCCCUAGGACUUGUUGUUCUCUCAUUCAUUCCCCACAUUUGAGGUUGUCUGGUGUGUUUGUGUUGCCUGUGGAUGUUGAGAAGUGCUUCAGGAGCACAUUCUUAGUUGAGGAGAGGCAGCUUUGGCCUGAUAUUUAUCUGACCGUUGAUCCCAUGUGAGCGACAGAGGAAUGUCAGAGAGAGCUCUUAGGUAAUACCGGGACAGGCAACACUAGAUUUCCUGUCAGACACGCACUGCAGUUUUAUCAUUGUUUGUAUUCUUACGGCUAGGACUUUAUACUGUACAUAUUUCCUGAUUGCCUCUGUUUUAAAGCCAACUUUUUUGAAACCCGGAUAUUGCCCAAUAUUGUUAUUUUUGGGGGGCCUUAUACAUGUGAAUGACUGAAUUAUUUGAAGGGACUGUUCUAGGCCCCUCCUAUGUGAGCGCGCGGUGGGUGAUCAUAUCUUUAGAGGAAUAGCUGUGUGCCUUCAAGGUCUCUGACUGUAUUGUAUGAUUUAUCGUCUACCUGCAUGCACAGGUCCCUGGGUGUUGAAUACCACGGUGGCCAUAUUUCUCCAGUCACAUGCUCCAUAUAAUAUGCCGGAGCCGCCUCCCAGAUGAGCUUUAACACAGAGCUUGAUGGGAAUUAGUUUGUUUUCCUUUUCCUUCUCACUCUCGUGUGUGUGUGUCCUGUUGGUUGAAUAUUCCCCUCCUUAUCAUAACUAUGCCUUUACCAGUGGCUAGUGAACUCUGCUUGUUUAGGAGCAGUAUGUCUGGCUGACCCCAUCAGCCUUUGGAAGUUAACUGUUCCCUGGGUUUUCCUAGCUCGCCUCAGUCGCCUAGCACCCUGCAGGGGCAUUGUUCACAGUAUCUGAAAGCAUAAACUACCCCUAGCUCCAGAGAUGUAAGGGCAGCAGGUAAAGGGGGGGCUAGGGAGAAGACAUUCCAUUUAUAGAUGCACUCAAAAACUCUUGGUUGAACUGUACAUCAUUUUGAGCUGCCUAGCUAGAAUGCUCUGAAGCUUGAAGUGUUAAAUUUUCAUUAAGGGGGUCAGACAUGCAGGCUGGGAUGAAAGAGCAGGGAUUAGGGAGCUCCUGCUGAGAUAUUGAGCUCAAUGAGAGGCCACAGACUUGUCCACAUGUCACGAUACCAGAAUUUUGACUUCGGUACCAGUUUUAGUAUCACGAUACUCGAUGCCAUCACGAUACUCUAUAGCAAAACGAUACCACAACAAAAAAAAGGCGUAUUAGCCAGUCACAGAAUGGCACUUGAUCCAGACUGAUAAACUCAGCUACUUCUCUGUUCAAUCGUUGGGCAUCAUUUGAGUUCAAUAGCAUUACAUUUGAACAUUUUUAUGUCGAUUUGUUUUGAGACAGCCGUAUAGCCUAUGCAUUAAUGAAUCAAUUAUACAAUCAAUUUGACGUUGUUUUUACCAACUAACUACAAAACAACAUAAUGGUAAUAAUUUUUUGAAUGGUAAAUCACUAUUGAUAAACUGGGUAAAUCAAGAUGUAGCCUAGGCCUAUUCACAAUAUAGGUGAAUGCAUAUUAUUCAAUAGGAGUGUGUGCAUGCAUUGAGUUAUUGAGCUUGUUUUAGCUGGUUUCAUGGGGCUACAGAUGACAAUCCCUUCCAUUUAAGACAUAUUUUAUUGGCAACUGCUAGGAGAACAUAUUUUAUUGUACUGAUCAACAACAUUUGCAUGGAAGAAACAAUCUCUUAUUUUUGUAAAAGUAUGCGCUGUCUCUUUAAAGAAAGUAAUGACAUCAUUGGCCAGGCAGAAUGUGGCUGUGGAAUCUGACUUUGUGGCUAUGGAAUAGUGGAAACCAGACGGGAGACGAAGAAGUGAAUUUUAUCACAAAGUACUAGGGUAGUGAAUUCGGCUCUAAGCUAGCAAGGAAAGUUGGCUUACAAUAAAGCAAAAAGCUGCCGGUAUUGUCUUGCAUUGUAAAAGUGUUCUAGCCUGUAUGGACAUUGUUUUGCGAAGAGUAAUGAACAGUUUCAACAUUUCUACAUGCCGUGUUGCAUUAUUCAAGUGUGUUAACUUCAGUGCAGCAUGAGUGGGGAGCCAACAUUGCAGCCCAGACAGCUCUAGCAAUGAAUGAGUAAGUUGAGCAGGCACUUAAGAGGCUGCGCUGAUAGACCGACUUGAUCCUCUCAAUCACGUGAGACACAUUAGACAGAAGUACCCGAACAAUACAAAAAUUAUACCACAUGUAAUGUCCCAGUCUCCCUUUUCCCCUCGCCUUAAACCAGGCAUCUGUCCCUCUCUGAGGCUGGGGCUCUUGCUGGGGCUAGUUUUGACUAGUACCAGGCUCCAGCCAGCCUUGGGUUUUGUCCAGGGGGCACAGUGAAAAUAUGUUCUCUCCUGUCUGAUGCAGUUGUCAACUCAGAGCUGUGGGGCAAAGCUUUCCUGAAAAGAGUGACAAUGUUGUCUCAAGAUCCCCACAGUUAAGGGUCCAGCCAGGGCAAACAGAGAAGUAGAAACAGCUCUUUGUCAGAUGAAGAUGUCAAACUUUUAAUCCAUCUGUAUGUGCAGGUCAUGAGGGUGAGGGACGCAUUCUGUGAAUCAUAUUUUUGGGUUGUUCCAAGAUGAAGACUUAAAGUAACUGUCCAGUGUUUCCAGAUUUCUAUGAAAUAUGACCGAUAAUUACUUAUAAUAUGAGUGAAAUUGUUUUCCUUCCAAAACAAUUAAAAGUAAUUAAUUGUGUUAGGUGAGAUGAGGGCAGUGGGAAGGUAGGCCCCUAAAUGGCAGGUAAUCCAGGAAAGAAGACGAGUAGGCGGCCACUACAUUGUAAUAAACUUUUUUGUGAACUAUUAACUGACAAUGUAUACAAAAGAAUACAUACAGGAGCCGAUCAGCUUUGUACAUGAGGACGCACAACUGCAGCGCAGUUGUGCAAUGCUCAUCUGCUGUUAUGUAUUCUUUUGUAUAUAUAAACUGAACAAAAAUAUAAAUGCAACAUGCAACAAUUUCAAAGAUUUUACUGAGUUACAGUUCAUAUAAGGAAAUCAGUAAAUUGAAAUAAAUUCUUCAGGUCCUAAUCUAUGGAUUUCACAUGACUGGGAAUACAGAUAUGCAUCUGUUGGUCACAGAUACCUUAAAAAAAAAAAAAAGUAGGGCCGUGGAUCAGCAAACCAGUCAGUAUCUGGUGUGACAACCAUUUGCCUUAUGCAGCGCGACACAUCUCCUUGCAUAGAGUUGAUCAGGCUGUUGUGGCCUGUGGAAUGUUGUCCCACUCCUCUUCAGUGGCUGUGCGAAGUUGCUGGAUAUUGGCAGGAACUGGAACAAGCUGUCGUACACGUUGAUCCAGAACAUCCCAAACAUACUCAAUGGGUGACAUGUCUGGUGAGUAUGCAAACCAUGGAAGAACUGGGACAUUUUCAGCUUGCGGGAAUUGUGUACGAUCCUUACGACAUGGGGCCGUGCAUUAUCAUGCUGAAACAUGAGGUGAUGAUGGAGGAUGAAUGGCACAACAAAUGGGCCUCAGGAUCUCGUCACGGUAUCUCUGCAUUCAAAUUGCCAUCGAUAAAAUGCAAUUGUGUUUGUUGUCCGUAGCUUAUGCCUGCCCAUACCAUAACCCCACCGCCACCAUGGGGCACUCUGUUCACAAUGUUGACAUCAGCAAACCGCUCGCCCACGAUGCCAUACACGUGGUCUGCGGUUGUGAGGCCAGUUGGACAUGCUUCCAAAUUCUCUAAAACAACAGAGCCGGCUUAUGGUAGAGAAAUUAACAUUCAAUUCUCUGGCAACAGCUCUGGUGGGCAUUCCUGCAAUCAUCAUUCCAAUUGCACGCUCCCUCAAGACUUGAGACAUCUGUGGCAUUGUGUUGUGUGACAAAACGGCACAUUUUAGAGUGGACUUUUAUUGUUCCCAGCACAAGGUACACCUGUGUAAUGUAAUGAUAAUGCUGUUUAGUCAGCUUCUUGAUAUGAAACACAUACUAAUUUUCACAAAGUCUGCUGCCUCAGUUUUGAUGAUGGCAAUUUGCGUAUACUCCAGAAUGUCAUGAAGAGUGAUCAGAUGAAUUGCAAAGUCCCUCUUUGCCAUGAAAAUGAACUUAAUCCCCCAAAAACAUUUCCACUGCAUUUCAGCCCUGCCACAAAAAGCACCAGCUGCCAUCAUGUCAGUGAUUCUAUCGUUAACACGAGGAUCCUGGCGCCGAAGAUGGCGGCCUCGCGACUAGCUCUUAGGAAACUUAGCAGUAUUUUGUUUUUUUAUGUAUUAUUUUUUACAUUAUUAGCUCAGAAAGUGUUUUGCAUAAUUACAUACAGCCGGGAAAAACUAUUGGAUAUCAGAGCGGCGGUAACUUACCAGCAUUACGACCAGGAAUAUGACUUUCCCGAAGCAGAUCCUUUGUUUGCUCUCCCCAGGGCAACUGAACUGAUUCCAGCGGCUGACCCAAAACAUCGCCGACGGAGGAGAGGCACUCGGAGCGGCCUGCUGGUCCGACUUAGGAGGCGCGCACACCACCCACCGCUUCCAAGUAUUCUACUCGCUAAUGUUCAAUCUUUAAUUAACAAAGUCGACGACCUACGGGCAAGGAUUUCUUUCCAGAGAGACAUCAAGGCCUGUAACAUACUAUUUUUCACGGAAACAUGGCUCUCUUGGGAUAUUCAGAUGGGUCCAGCCAGAUGGGUUCUCAGUUCAUCGCGCAGACAGGAAUAAAUAUCUCUCCGGGAAGCAGAAGGGCGGAGGUGUGUGUUUCAUGAUUAACGACUCGUGGUGUAAUUGUAGUAACAUAGAGGAACUCGAGUCCUUCUGUUCACCCGAGCUAGAAUAUCUCACAAUCAAAUGCCGACCGUAUUAUCUCCCAAGAUAAUUUUCUUCGGUUAUAGUCACGGCCGUGUAUAUCCCCCCCUCAAGCCGAUACCACGACGGCCCUCAAAGAACUUCACUGGACCUUAUGCAAACUGGAAACCACAUAUCCUGAGGCUGCAUUUAUUGUAGCCGGAGAUUUUAACAAAGCAAAUUUGAGGACUAGGCUGCCGAAGAUCUAUCAACAUAUCGAUUGUUGUACUCGCGCUGCUAAAAUCCUUGACCAUUGCUAUUCAAACUUCCGGGAUGGUUAUAAGGCCCUCCUUUUGGGAAAUUUGACCAAGACUCCAUUUUGCUUCUCCCUUCCUAUAGGCAGAAACUCAAACAGGAAGUAUCCGUGCUAUGGACUAUUCAACGCUGGUCUGACCAAUCGGAAUCCACGCUUCAAGAUUGUUUUGAUCACGCGGACUGGGAUAUGUUCCGGGUAGCUUCUGAAAAAAUUAUAUAUAUAUAUAUAUAUAUAUAUAUAUAUAUAUAUAUAUAUAUAUAUAUACACACUGAAACAGUGACUGAGUUUAUCAGGAAGUGUAUAGGUGAUGUUGUGCCCACUGUGACUAUUAAAACCUACCCUAACCAGAAACUGUGGAUAGACGGCAGCAUUCGUGCAAAUCUGAAAGCGCGAACCACCGCAUUCAACCAUGGCAAGGUGACUGGGAUUAUGGCUGAAUACAACAGUGUAAAUUUUUUUUUAAACAUUGUAAAGUGGUUAUCCCACUGGCUAUAAGGUGAAUGCACCAAUUUGUAAGUCGCUCUGGAUAAGAGCGUCUGCUAAAUGACGUAAAUGUACUCACUCCGCAAGGCAAUUCAACUGGCAAAACAUCAGUAUAGAGACAAAGUGGAGUCGCAAUUCAACAGCUCAGACAUGAGACGUAUGUGGCAGGGUCUACAGACAAUCAUGGACUACAAAAGGAAAACCAGCCACGUCGCCGACACGACGUCUCGCUUCCAGACAAGCUAAACACCUUCACCCGCUUUGAGGAUAACUGUCACUGACGAGGCCCACUACCAAGGACUGUGGCCUCUCCUUCUCCAUGGCCUACCUGAUUAAGACAUUUAAGCAUGUUAACCCCCGCAAGGCUGCCGGCCCAGACGGCAUCCCUAGCCGCGUCCUCAGAGCAUGUGCAGACCAGCUGGCUGGUGUGUUCAUGGACAUAUUCAAUCUCUCCCUUUCCCAGUCUGCUGUUCCCACAUGCUUCAAGAGGGCCACCAUUGUUCCUGUACCCAAGAAAGCAAAGGUAACUGAACUAAAUGACUAUCGCCCUGUAGCACUCACCUCUAUCAUCACGAAGUGCUUUGAGAGACUAGUCAAGGAUCAUAUCACCUCUACCUUACCUGUCACCCUAGACCCACUUCAAUUUGCUUUCCGCCCCAAUAGAUCCACAGACGAUGCAAUUGCCAUCACACCGCACACUGCCCUAUCCCAUCUGGACAAGAGGAAUACCUAUGUAAGAAUGCUGUUCAUUGACUAUAGCUCAGCAUUCAACACCAUAGUACCCUCCAAGCUCAUCAUUAAGCUCGAGGCCCUGGGUCUGAACCCCGCCAUGUGUAACUGGGUCCUGGACUUCCUGACGGGCCGCCCCCCAGGUGGUGAAGGUAGGAAACAACAUCUCCACUUCGCUGAUCCUCAACACUGGGGCCCCACAAGGGUGCGUGCUCAGCCCCCUCCUGUACUCCCUGUUCACCCAUGACUGCGUGGCGAAGCACGCCUCCAACUCAAUCAUCAAGUGUGCAGACGACACAACAGUAGUAGGCUUGAUUACCAACAAUGACGAGACCGCCUACAGGGAGGAGGUGAGGGCUCUGGGAGUGUGGUGCCAGGAAAAUAACCUCUCACUCAACAUCAACAAAACAAAGGAGAUGAUCGUGGACUUCAGGAAACAGCAGAGGGUGCACCCCCCUAUCCACAUCGACAGGACCGCAGUGGAGAAGGUGGAAAGCUUCAAGUUCCUUGGCGUACACAUCACCGACAAACUGAAAUGGUCCACCCACGCAGACAGUGUGGUGAAGAAGGCGCAACAGAGCCUCUUCAACCUCAGGAGGCAGAAGAAAUGUGGCUUAUCACUUAAAACCCUCACAAACUUUUACAGAUGCACAAUUGAGAGCAUCCUGUUGGGCUGUAUCACCGACUGGUACGACAACUGCACCGCCCGCAACCGCAGGGCUCUACAGAGGGUGGUGCGGUCUGUCGAACGCAUUACCGGGGGCAAACUACCCGCCCUCCAAGACACAUACAGCACCCGAUGUCACAGGAAGGCCAAAAAGAUCAUCAAGGACAUCAACCACCCGAGACACUGCCUGUUCACCCCGCUAUCAUCCAGAAGGCGACGUCAGUACAGGUGCAUCAAAGCUGGGACCGAGAGAAUGAAAAACAGCUUCUGUCUCAAGGCCAUCAGACUGUUAAAUAGCCAUCACUAGCACAUUAGAUGCUGCUGCUGCCUAUUGAAAUCACUGGUCACUUUAAGAAAUGGAACACUAGUCACUUUAAUAAUGUUUACAUAUCUUGCACUACUCAUCUCAUAUGUAUAUACUGCAUUCUAUUCUAUAAUAUUCUUCUGUAUCUUAUUCCAUGCCGCUCUGUCAUUGCUUGUCUAUAUGUAUAUAUUCUGAAAUCCCGUUCCUUACUUUUUUGUGUGUAUUGGGUAUAUGUUGUGAAAUUGUUAGAUAUUACUGCACUGUCGGAGCUAGAAGCACAAGCAUUUCGCUACACCCGCUAUAACAUCUGCUAAACAAGUGUAUGUGACAAAUAACAUUUGAUUUGAACACAGGUGAGAGUGUUGACGAGGACAAGGCUGGAGAUCACGGUCAUGCUGAUUUAGGUUAGAAUAACAGACUGGAAGCUUUAAAAGGAGGGUGGUGCUUGAAAACAUUGUUCUUCCUCUGUUAACCAUGGUUACCUGCAAGGAAAAGACGUGCCGUCAUCAUUGCUUUGCACAAAAAGGGCUUCACAGGCAAGGAUAUUGCUGCUAGUAAGAUUGCACCUAAAUCAACCAUUUAUCGGAUCAUCAAGAACUUCAAGGAGAGAGGUUAAAUUGUUGUGAAGAAGGCGUCAGGGUGCCCAAGAAAGUCCAGCAAGCGCCAGGACCGUCUCCUAAAGUUGAUUCUGCUGUGGGAUCGGGGCACCACCAGUGCAGAGCUUGCUCAGGAAUGGCAGCAGGCAGGUGUGAGUGCAUCUGCACGCACAGUGAGGCGAAGACUUUUGGAGGAUGGCCUGGUGUCAAGAAGGGCAGCAAGGAAGCCACUUCUCUCCAGGAAAAACAGCAGGGACAGACUGAUAUUCUGCAAAAGGUACAGGGAUUGGACUGGGGUAAAGUCAUUUUCUCUGAUGAAUCCCCUUUCCGAUUGUUUGUGGCAUCCGGAAAACACCUUGUCCGGAGAAGACAAGGUGAGCGCUACCAUCAGUCCUGUGUCAUGAGACCAUUCAUGUGUGGGGUUGCUUCUCAACCAAGGGAGUGGGUCACUCACAAUUUUGCCUAAGAACACAGCCAUGAAUAAAGAAUAGUACCAACACAUCCUCUGAGAGCAACUUCUCCCAACCAUCCAAGAACAGUUUGGUGACGACCAAUGCCAUUUCUAGCAUGAUGGAGCACCUUGCCAUAAGGCAAAAGUGAUAACUAAGUGGCUCGGGGAACAAAACAUCGAAAUUUUGGGUCCAUGGCCAGGAAACUCCCCAGACCUUAAUCCCAUUGAGAACUUGUGGUCGAUCCUCAAGAGGCGGGUGGACAAACAAAAACCCAUACAUUUUGACAAACUCCAAGCAUUGAUUAUGCAAGAAUGGGCUGCCAUCAGUCAGGAUGUGGCCCCAGAAGUUAAUUGACAGCGUGCCAGGGCGAAUUGCAGAGGUCUUGAAAAAGAAGGGUCAACACUGCAAAUAUUGACUCUUUGCAUAAACUUAAUGUAAUUGUCAAUAAAAGCCUUUGACACUUAUGGAAUGCUUGUAAUUAUACUUCAGUAUACCAUAGUAGCAUCUGACAAAAAUAUCUAAAAACACUGAAGCAGCGAACUUUGAGAAGACCAAUACUUGUGUCAUUCUCAAAACUUUUGACCACGACUGUAUACAGUUGAAGUCGGAAGUUUACAUACACUUAGGUUGGAGUCAUUAAAACUUGUUUUUCAACCACUCCACAAAUGUAUUGUUAACAAACUAUAGUUUUGGCAAGUCGGUUAGGACAUCUACUUUGCAUGACACAAGUCAUUUUUCCAACAACUGUUUACAGACAGAUUAUUUCACUUAUAAUUCACUGUAUCACAAUUCCAGUGGGUCAGAAGUUUACAUACAGUAAGUUGACUGUGCCUUUAAACAGCUUGGAAAAUUCCAGAAAAUGAUGUCAUGGCUUUAGAAGCUUCUGAUAGGCUAAUUUACAUCAUUUGAGUCAAUUGGAGGUGUACCUGGGGAUGUAUUUCAAGGCCUACCUUCAAACUCAGUGCCUCUGCUUGACAUCAUGGGAAAAUCAAAAGAAAUCAGCCAAGACCUCAGAAAAACAAUUGUAGACCUCCACAAGUUUGGUUCAUCCUUGGGAGCAAUUUCCAAACGCCUGAAGGUACCACGUUAAUCUUUACAAACAAUAGUUCGCAAGUAUAAACACCAUGGGACCACGCAGCCAUCAUACCGCUCAGGAAGGAGACACUUUCUGUCUCCUAGAGAUGAACGUACUUUGGUGCGAAAAGUGCAAAUCAAUCCCAGAACAACAGCAAACGACCUUGUGAAAAUGCUGGAGGAAACGGGUACAAAAGUAUCUAUAUCCACAGUGAAACAAGUCCUAUAUCGACAUAACCUGAAAAGCCGCUCAGCAAGGAAGAAGCCACUGCUCCAAAACCGCCAUAAAAAAGCCAGACUACAGUUUGCAAAUGACAUGGGGACAAAGAUCAUACUUUUUGGAGAAAUGUCCUUUUGGCCUGAUGAAACUAAUAUAUAACACUUUGGCCAUAAUGACCAUUGUUAUGUUUGGAGGAAAAAGGGGGAGCUUGUAAGCCGAAGAACACCAUCCAAACCGUGAAGCACAGGGGUGGCAGCAUCAUGCUGUGGGGGUGCUUUGCUGCAGGAAGGACUGGUGCACUUCACAAAAUAGAUGGCAUCAUGAGGAAGGAAAAUUGUGGAUAUAUUGAAGCAACAUCUCAAGACAUCAGUCAGGAAGUUAAAGUUAAAUUUGUAAGUCGCUCUGGAUAAGAGCGUCUGCUAAAUGACUUAAAUGCAAAUGUAAAGCUUUGUCGCAAAUGGGUCUUCCAAAUGGAAAUGGCCCCAAGCAUACUUCCAAAGUUGUGGCAAAAUGGCUUAAGGACAACAAAGUCAAGGUAUUGGAGUGGCCAUCACAAAGCCCUGACCUCAAUCCUAUAGAAAAUGUGUGGGCAGAACUGAAAAGGCGUGUGCGAGCAAGUAGGCCUACAAACCUGACUCAGUUACACCAGCUCUGUCAGGAGGAAUGGGCCAAAAUUCACCCAAUUUAUUCUGGGAAGCUUGUGGAAGGCUACCUGAAAACGUUUGACCCAAGUUAAACAAUUUAAAGGCAAUGCUACCAAAUACUAAUUUAAUGUAUGUAAACGUCUGAUCCACUGGGAAUGUGAUGAAAGAAAUAAAAGCUGAAAUAAAUCCUUCUCUCUACUAUUAUUCUGACAUUUCACAUUCUUAAAAUAAAAGUGGUGAUCCUAACUGACCUAAGACAGGGAAUUUUUACUAGGAUUAAAAGUCAGGAAUUGUGAAAAACUGAGUUUAAAUGUAUUUGGCUAAGGUGUAUGUAAACUUCCGACUUCGAGCCCUGAAUGCUGACAGCCGUGGUAUGACAAAACAUUUCUUGUUACCACUAAUUACGUUGGUAACCAGUUUAUAAUAGCAAUAAGGCACCUCGGGGGUUUGUGGUGUAUGGCCAAUAUAUCACAGCUAAGGGCUGUAUCCAGGCACUCCGUGUUGCGUCCUGCAUAAGAAUAGCCCUUAGCCGUGGUAUAUUGGCCAUAUACCACACCCCCUCGUGCUUAAUUCUAGUCUUUUUUUUUUCUGGACUACGUUUAUUACUGCACGGUUGGAGCUACAAACACAAACAUUUCGCUGCACCUGCAAAUCUGUUUACGCAAACAAUAAACUUGGAUUUGAUUCAUGAAGGUAAAAUGCGUCGCGCCAAUGCACGAUAGAAAGAAGAAGAAAAAACGUAGCGCCGGUAUUGGGUCAUAUUUUUUAAAUGGUAUGGGCUAGAAUCAAGCCGUUUCUCUGAGGAAAAGAGGGAGUCUUGGCUACAGAACCUGGCUAUGAAAUGCAGUGGGGAAAGUGGGAGGGUUGAGUGAGACCACAAAUUCAAAUAGACUACUUUCCUAUACUCAAGGGGGGAGAAAAACAAAUAAAGCUAGACUGUUUUACUAUUAAACUCAAUGCUGCUAUUGUUUUUUUAUUUAGUAAAGCAGCUUGUUUUUCUUAACCAGGCAAAGGGUAGCAAACUAGAAGGCUGGUGGUGACUGGUUAGCUACGGGGAAGCAAGAGAGUCGCCUGCGCGAUGUGUAUAAUCGGAGCCCGGAGCAGAGCCUGUCUGCCCACACUCAUUGCUUGCUCCCCCGCAGCUCACCAGCUGUUGUAGGCUAUGUGUGCUGGGUGUGGUGCAUCCUUCCUACUGCUGAACAGAACUGCGCUGCGCUUCUGUGCUGCUAAUAUUAAUUGAAGUUAUCAUUGAAAAGCGCUCAAUCUCUCCAAAAAGUAUUGUCCAGUUCACUUAGUCAGAUUUUAGUCAUAGAGAUAAUUUAGUCUGGUUUUUGUCAACUAAAUGAAAAAUACAGGUUGUUUAGUUAUAGUUUUUUCUGGGUCUAUUUAGUUAGUUAUAGUGUCGUCAAUUGCCACAAAAAAAAUAGGUAUUUGACGAAUAUUUUAGGGUGUAUGAUUUUGAUCCCCUCUUUGUUCAUGGACACAUAAUUCAAUUUCUGUUAGUCUGUGGAACUUGUUCAGUUUAUGUCUGUUGUUGAAUCUUAUGUUCAUACAAAUAUUUACACAUGUUAAGUUUGCUGAAAAUAAACACAGUUGACAGUGAGAGGACAUUUCUUUUUUUUGCUGAGUUUAUAUGUAUGUAUACAUACAUACAUACAUACAUACAUACAUACAUACAUACAUACAUACAUACAUACAUACAUACAUACAGUGAGGGAAAAAAGUAUUUGAUCCCCUGCUGAUUUUGUACGUUUGCCCACUGACAAAGAAAUGAUCAGUCUAUAAUUUUAAUGGUAGGUUUAUUUGAACAGUGAGAGACAGAAUAACAAAAAAAAUAUCCAGAAAUACGCAUGUCAAAAAUGUUAUAAUUUGAUUUGCAUUUUAAUGAGGGAAAUAAGUAUUUGACCCCUCUGCAAUACAUGACUUAGUACUUGGUGGCAAAACCCUUGUUGGCAAUCACAGAGGUCAGACAUUUCUUGUAGUUGGCCACCAGGUUUGCACACAUCUCAGGAGGGAUUUUGGCCCACUCCUCUUUGCAGAUCUUCUCCAAGUCAAGGUUUUGAGGCUGACGUUUGGCAACUCGAACCUUCAGCUCCCUCCACAGAUUUUCUAUGGGAUUAAGGUCUGGAGACUGGCUAGGCCACUCCAGGACCUUAAUGUGCUUUAUCUUGCGCCACACCUUUGUUGCCUUGGCUGUGUGUUUUGGGUCAUUGUCAUGCUGGAAUACCCAUCCAUGACCCAUUUUCAAUGCCCUGGCUGAGGAAGGAGUGUUGACGGUGGGGAUGGUGUUCUUGGGGUCAUAGGCAGCAUUCUUCCUCCUCCAAACACGGCGCGAGUUGAGUUGAUGCCAAGGUGCUCCAUUUUGGUCUCAUCUAACCACAACACUUUCACCCAGUUGUCCUCUGAAUCAAACUUCAGACGGGCCUGUAUAUGUGCUUUCUUGAGCAGGGGGACCUUGCGGGCGCUGCUGGAUUUCAGUCCUUCACGGCGUAGUGUGUUACCAAUUGUUUUCUUGGUGACUAUGGUCCCAGCUGCCUUGAGAUCAUUGACAAGAUCCUCCCGUGUAGUUCUGGGCUGAUUCCUCACCGUUCUUAUGAUCAUUGCAACUCCACGAGGUGAGAUCUUGCAUGGAGCCCCAGGCCGAGAGAGAUUGAAGGUUAUUUUGUGUUUCUUCCAUUGGCGAAUAAUUGCACCAACUGUUGUCACCUUCUCACCAAGCUGCUUGGCGAUGGUCUUGUAGCCCAUUCCAGCCUUGUGUAGGUCUACAAUCUUGUCCCUGACAUCCUUGGAGAGCUCUUUGGUCUUGGCCAUGGUGGAGAGUUUGGAAUCUGAUUGAUUGAUUGCUUCUGUGGACAGGUGUCUUUUAUACAGGUAACAAGCUGAGAUUAGGAGCACUCCCUUUAAGAGUGUGCUCCUAAUCUCAGCUCGUUACCUGUAUAAAAGACACCUGGGAGCCAGAAAUCUUUCUGAUUGAGAGGGGGUCAAAUACUCUAUUCAACUCUUAAAUCAAUUUAUAACAUUUUUGACAUGCGUUUUUCUGGAUUUUUGUUGUUGUUAUUCUGUCUCUCACUGUUCAAAUAAACCUACCAUUAAAAUUAUAGACUGAUCAUUUCUUUGUCAGUGGGCAAACGUACAAAAUCAGCAGGGGAUCAAAUACUUUUUUCCCUCACCGUACAUACACUGUUAAAUAAAGGGAACACUAAAAUAACACAUCCUAGAUCUGAAUGAAUGAAAUAAUCUUAUUAAAUACUUUUUUCUUUACAUAGUUGAAUGUGCUGACACAAAAUCACACAAAUUAUCAAUGGAAAUCAAAUUUAUCAACCCAUGGAGGUCUGGAUUUGGAGUCACCCUCAAAAUUAAAGUGGAAAACCACACUACAGGCUGAUCCAACUUUGAUGUAAUGUCCUUAAAACAAGUCAAAAUAAGGCUCAGUAGUGUGUGUGGCCUCCACGUGCCUGUAUGACCUCCCUACAACGCCUGGGCAUGCUCCUGAUGAGGUGGCGGAUGGUCUCCUGAGGGAUCUCCUCCCAGACCUGGACUAAAGCAUCCGCCAACUCCUGGACAGUCUGGUGCAAUGUGGCGUUGGUGGAUGGAGCGAGACAUGAUGUCCCAGAUGUGCUCAAUUGGACGCGUCUCCUUCCUGACCGGUAUGACGGCUGCGUGGUCCCAUGGUGUUAUUAAUUGCAUAUUAUUGUUUGUACAGAUGAACGUGGUACCUUCAGGCGUUUGGAAAUUGCUCCCAAGGAUGAACCAAACAUGUGGAGGUCUACAAUUGUUUUUCUGAGGUCUUGGCUAGUUUGUUAACAAGACAUUUGUGGAGUGGUUGAAAAACUAGUUUUAAUGACUCCAACCUAAGUGUAUGUAAACGUCUGACUUCAACUGUACAUACAUACAUACAUACAUACAUACAUACAUACAUACAUACAUAUAUACACACAUAUUUGCGAGGGAAAAAAAACAUAUAUAUAUAAUUGUGUGAGAACACCAACAUACAGUAUUUGGUGAGAAUCACAACACAGGGUAAAAAAAUCAAUUCCAGCAAUAGCGUACAUUAGAUGUACAAUUUGAAAUUGCAGCAUUAGUUAAUCUGCAGUUAUUCUUCUAUUUAUUAUGUUACCAAUCAUAUUUAUAUGUUAAUAGUGCCUUCUGAUUACAAUUAUUGUCUACAUUUUUUACAAAAUGCAAUUUAUUAGCUUCCAAAAUGUAACUAGGUAUAUCUAGCUGUCCAAUAACACAUUGAUGGAAUGGCUUGUCCUGCACUUUGUAAAAACCCAGAGUGCAUUGAGUGAAUGUUGGGAAAAGAUCUUGGUUCCUUUCUAAACAUAGCAAUGUGAAUGCAAAAAGGAUUCGGACCACAGAAUAUGUGAAGUGAACUAGCAAAAGAGUUGAGUCCUCAUCCAAAUACAAGGGCAGUGUGAAUACAAAGGAAACUUAGUUAUUUAUCAGUGAGGGGAACGGCACCUCCGUACCUUCAGGCUCUAAUCAGUCCCUACACCCAAACGAGGGCAUUGCGUUCAUCCACCUCUGGCCUGCUGGCUCCCCUUCCUCUGCGGAAGCAUAGUUCCCGCUCAGCCCAGUCAAAACUGUUCGCUGCUCUGGCACCCCAAUGGUGGAACAAGCUCCCUCACGACGCCAGGACAGCGUAGUCACUCACCACCUUCCGGAGACAUUUGAAACCCCACCUCUUUAAGGAAUACCUGGGAUAGGAUGAAGUAAUCCUUCUACCCCCCCCCCCCCCAAAAUAAAUAAAUAAAUAAAUAAAUAAAUAAAUAAAUAAAAAAUAAAGAAAUAUUGUAAAUUGGUUAACCCACUGGCUAUAGGGUGAAUGCACCAAUUUGUAAGUCGCUCUGGAUAAGAGCGUCUGCUAAAUGACUUAAAUGUAAAUGUAUAUUUAGCUUUUUUUUACCCCAGCGAUCACAUUAGAGGACUGAGAUCUGUUGUUUUAAAGAGCACUAUAUGUGAACUCCCGUAGUCACUAUUUUUGUUGACGGAAUUAACAUUUGUUGGAAUGUUGUGUGCGUAUCCCAACAACAGAAUGGUGUGGGCGUAUACUGGGCAUUACAAAUAUUCAGUACCUGUCCAGUGAGAUUUUCACUGGACAGGUACUUUAAAUCGAAGUGAUAACCUGUUAAUUUAAGUGCCACAUUUCUAUAAGCAUCACACACUAGUGUUGCCAGAAAUCUUAUAUUCCUUAACUUUCUGGCUGGUGAAGACAGAGUUGUUUAUUUCGUCUGUAGUCUGGAGCCUGCAGCCCAGAGCCCCCCUGCCUGACUCUCUGUGUAGAGCAGAUGGAGGAGAAACAGAAACCGAGCAGGAGUAGUGGUGGAGCUCUUCAGGGAGGAGGGGGUUUGGCAGCACUGCCUCUCCUCUCACAGCACAGCACACCUAACCAAUGUGCUGACUGA
This is a messenger RNA of Coregonus sp. 'balchen', 43667 nucleotides long. The record is from the annotation of a GenBank genome assembly. NCBI's taxonomy places the organism in Eukaryota, Metazoa, Chordata, Actinopteri, Salmoniformes, Salmonidae.